Messenger RNA from Penicillium bovifimosum, 1071 nucleotides. RefSeq lists its product as uncharacterized. NCBI's taxonomy places the organism in Eukaryota, Fungi, Ascomycota, Eurotiomycetes, Eurotiales, Aspergillaceae. The coding region runs from base 1 to 1071 and encodes 356 amino acids. The record is from RefSeq and is a predicted model, not a curated record. The transcript has a single exon.
AUGCAUUCAACUGCCCCCAAGUCCGAGGCGAGCCCGCGUUGGAAGCCAGCCAUUGCGACUGUCAGUCUGGGAGUCGCCCAUUUACACCCCAUUGCAGCUAAACUUGAUGCUGCCGCCCACAACGGCCAAGGGGGACUUGAACUUUUCCACGAUGAUGUAGCGCAGCUGGCCAAAGUACUCCGCGAUCAAGCAACUGACUGUGUGCCCCGCACCGAUCGAGAUUAUGAGAUUGACGCAGCGCAUACCAUCCGAGAUCUGUGUGCCGAGCGCGGUCUCUCUGUUCUAGCCCUCCAACCUUUCCGACACUACGAAGGUCUUAUCGACCGAGAACGCCAUUCAGAGCGGAUCGAUGAACUCAAGCAUUGGGUGCAAUUGUCCAAAAUUCUUGGUGAUUCACUCUUUAUCCUCAUUCCAUCAUCCUUUCUCGAAGCGUCCGAGAUCACCGGCGACCGAGAACUCCUGGCCGCUGAUCUCGCUGAGGCCGCGGAUGUAGCAUUCCCUGUGCGGAUAGCGUACGAGGCCUUGGCUUGGGGAACAUACGUCAACACGUGGGAGGACUCCUGGGAUGUGAUCAAACGGGCUAACCGGCCCAAUUUGGGUAUCUGUUUGGAUACCUUCAACAUAGCAGCCCGUUUGUGGGCCAACCCUACGGACCCGACGGGACGGUUACCUGCGAAUGCAGAUCAAGAUCUGCGGGAAUCGUUGGAUCGGCUUGUGCAGGAAAUCGAUCCGGCCCGAGUCAUGAUGGUCCAGCUUGCCGAUGGCGAACGAGUCGACCCACAAACACCCUUUCUUCAUGCACCGGGCCUCCCUACGCUACUAGCUUGGUCGCGGAAUGCUCGCCUGUUUCCGUGCGAGGAGGAACGGGGCGGAUACCUUCCGAUUCGAGAGGUGACGGAUGCCUGCAUCAACGGCCUGGGCUACACCGGCUGGGUCAGUAUGGAGGUAUUCUCACGCACUACCGGGGAAGAUGACCCGGCUGUGCCGAUUCAACAUGCCGCCCGCGCUCGUCGAUCAUGGGGAAGGGUUCUGGAAUUGCUCGAAGCAAAGCCGGAGAAGGAAUCCAUAUAG